Messenger RNA from Coffea eugenioides, 2710 nucleotides. Its product is annotated as glutamine-dependent NAD(+) synthetase. The transcript has 14 exons. Bases 291 to 2486 code for a protein of 731 amino acids. Gene Ontology annotation, biological process: NAD+ biosynthetic process. NCBI's taxonomy places the organism in Eukaryota, Viridiplantae, Streptophyta, Magnoliopsida, Gentianales, Rubiaceae. Gene Ontology annotation, molecular function: ATP binding; glutaminase activity; NAD+ synthase (glutamine-hydrolyzing) activity. The record is from RefSeq and is a predicted model, not a curated record. Gene Ontology annotation, cellular component: cytoplasm.
CCUCUUCCUUCCAAUUAAGUUCACUAGAAAAGAUAAUACGCCGCGGUUUCGGGAGAGGCUCAAGAGGAUUUUGCAGUCGCCCUUUUUUGCGAUCUUGGUGAGAAUUAAGAAGUUGACGGGUCUCUCUUCGCUAUUUCGUUACUGGGGACAAGUCGUGGAUUGAAUAAUUCUCUGUUGUCAAUGAAACAAGUACUGUGCAGUAUUUCUUGGGGGGUAGAUGAGAAUCUGAGUUGAUAAGAUAAAAAAGAGGAGACUUGUGAAUUGAGAGAAAGCGAGGCAUAUAAUAAAAGAUGAGGUUGAUAAAUGUGGCGACUUGUAAUCUGAAUCAAUGGGCUAUGGAUUUUGAUUGCAAUAUGAAGAAUAUUAAGGAAUCUAUUUCUAAGGCUAAAGAAGUUGGAGCUGUAAUCAGGCUUGGCCCUGAGCUCGAAAUCACUGGCUAUGGCUGUGAGGACCAUUUCUUGGAAUUGGAUACCGUCACUCAUGCGUGGGAGUGCUUAGCAGAGCUCUUGCUUGGUGAUUGGACAGAUGGCAUAUUAUGCAGCUUUGGCAUGCCUGUUAUUAAGGGCUCAGAGCGUUACAACUGUCAAAUUCUAUGUUUGAACAGAAAAAUAGUAAUGAUACGUCCCAAAAUGUGGCUAGCAAAUGACGGCAACUAUAGGGAACUCAGAUGGUUUACGGCAUGGAAGCAGAAAGAUUAUCUCGAGGACUUUUUACUGCCUGCUGAAGUCUCUGAUGCAUUGAUGCAGACAACAGUACCAUUUGGCUAUGGUUAUGUUCAGUUUCUGGACACAGCUGUUGCAGCUGAAGUUUGUGAGGAACUUUUUAGUCCCAUGCCUCCUCAUGCUGAGUUGACAUUGAAUGGAGUUGAAGUAUUUAUGAAUGCCAGUGGAAGUCAUCAUCAAUUACGAAAACUUGAUCUUCGGCUUCGUGCAUUCAUAGGUGCUACACAUACUCGUGGAGGAGUUUACAUGUACAGUAAUCACCAAGGAUGUGAUGGUGGCCGCCUCUGUUAUGAUGGUUGUUCUUGUGUUGUUGUUAAUGGAGAUGUGGUUGCCCAAGGAUCACAAUUUUCACUCAAGGAUGUGGAAUUGGUAGUUGCUCAAAUAGAUUUAGAUGCGGUUGCUAGUCUUAGAGGAUCUAUAAGCAGUUUUCAAGAGCAAGCUAGCUGCAAAAAGAAAAUUUCCUCAGUACCAGUACCUUUCAAACUUUGCCAAUCUUUUAACCUCCAAAUGUCAUUGUCAAGUCCACUUAAGAUUAGAUAUCACUCUCCUGAAGAGGAAAUUGCUUUUGGGCCUAGUUGCUGGUUGUGGGAUUAUUUGAGGAGAAGUGGUGCUUCGGGAUUUUUGCUUCCACUUUCUGGUGGGGCUGAUAGCUCUUCAGUUGCUGCUAUAGUUGGUUGCAUGUGCCAGCUGGUAGUGCAAGAAAUCGAAAACAAUGAUGAACAAGUCAAAGCUGAUGCGAUACGGAUUGGACAUUACACCGAUGGACAGUUUCCGACUGACAGCAAGGAAUUUGCUAAACGUAUAUUCUAUACAGUUUUCAUGGGAUCUGAGAAUAGUUCUGAAGCCACAAAAGCACGGGCCAAAGUGCUGGCAGAUGAAAUUGGAUCAUGGCAUCUUGAUGUUUCUAUAGAUGGGGUGGUCUCUGCACUACUUUCUUUGUUUCAAACUCUAACUGGAAAGCGACCACGUUACAAGGUAGAUGGAGGGUCUAACAUUGAAAACUUAGGUCUGCAAAACAUUCAAGCUCGAAUUAGAAUGGUCCUAGCAUUCAUGUUGGCAUCACUUUUGCCUUGGGUUCAUAGCAAAUCGGGUUUCUAUCUGGUUUUGGGAAGCUCCAAUGUUGAUGAAGGACUGCGUGGUUAUCUGACGAAGUACGAUUGUAGCUCAGCAGAUAUAAAUCCAAUUGGGAGUAUCAGCAAGGCAGACCUUCGAACAUUUCUGAAAUGGGCUGCCAUUCAUCUUGGUUUUUCGUCACUUGCAGAAAUUGAGGCUGCUCCCCCUACUGCUGAAUUGGAGCCAAUACGGGCCAAUUACAGUCAGUUGGAUGAAGUGGAUAUGGGAAUGACAUAUGAGGAACUGUCGGUAUAUGGAAGGUUGCGUAAGAUCUUCCGAUGUGGUCCUGUAUCCAUGUUUAAGAAUCUCUGUUAUAAAUGGGGUGCAAAGCUAACUCCCGUAGAGGUGGCUGAGAAAGUGAAGCAUUUCUUCAAGUACUAUUCCAUUAACAGACACAAAAUGACUGUACUGACACCAUCUUAUCAUGCUGAGAGUUAUUCACCAGAGGACAAUAGAUUUGAUCUUCGCCAAUUUUUAUAUAAUGCAAGAUGGCCAUAUCAAUUUCGCAAAAUUGAUGAGCUUGCACGUGAUCUUGAUGGUGAUAAAGUUGCAAUAACGAAGUCAACCGACCAGGAGAAAGCAGAUGGAACCACAAAUGGGGGUAUGGGUGUUGUGGCAGCAGGAUCAGGAGAUCCAAGAGCUGGCUUUUAGUUGUGGUUUAUCUUGAACGAACUGGUCAACUUUGUUGCGCCAGAUCCUUGGUGCUUUCUCCUUUCCUUUCCUUUAUAUCGCUUAAUGCCUAAUCUGGUAUCCAGUUUAAGUCCGUUAACAUUUAAUCACGCACAAAAUGCAAUCUAACAUUUGACAUUCAUUUCAAUGUAAACAAUUCUUCCUGUCCAGCUCAAUUAAGUGCGAUUUGAAAUUUUUUCGACCAA